Molecule: messenger RNA, 2307 nt
Organism: Paralichthys olivaceus (Japanese flounder)
Lineage: Eukaryota; Metazoa; Chordata; Actinopteri; Pleuronectiformes; Paralichthyidae
Source: RefSeq, a predicted model, not a curated record
CAGGGUGAAGAUGAAGCUUUAUUCAUUACCUGUGCUGUGUCUGUCACUUAUUUUGUUUCACACCCAUUCAUCACUGGCUAAGAGAGGAGGUGGCAGCUUUGGGAAAGGCUUCAGCUCCAAGAAAUUCCCAACAUGGAACCGUGGCAACACUAAUACAGGCAGUAAAAAUAAUCAGGGCUCCAGCUCUAGGGGUGGAUACCCCAAACAGUCUGGACACAACAAUCAAGGAGGCUACCCUCCGCAGUCAGGCAGACCUGCAUAUCCAGGAAGUUACCCUCGGCAGCAGGGUGGAGUGGGGUAUCCAGCACAUGGCUCCCCAUAUGGAAGAGGUUAUGGAGGUUACGGAGGAUAUCCAGGUGGAUAUAUCAACCAAAACCCAAACAACAAAAUCCUGAGCCCUCACUAUGGAGGCAGCUUUGGAUACGGGGGCCAUGGCGUGAGAGGUGGCUCUCCCUUCUCCCACUCAGUUCAGGCAAUGGGUGUUUAUCCCCAAGAUAGAUCCAGAGGGUUUGGGCGCAGCGCAGUGAUGGCAGCAGCUGGAGGUGCCAUGGCAGGAAUGGCCCUGGGCUACGGGCUGGGGAGGUUCCCUCGUCCUCACUUCCCCUUCCACAGCUCCCAGGAGGAGUACUACUACAACCACUACAUGUACAGGAAAUAUGGUGUCAGGUCUACUGAUACCGAUGACUAUGGCCGAGACUACAGGUACAGCAAAACCCCUGAGACCUACGACAGCUUCAUGGACUCGUGCAUGAAGAGAACAGACCUUCUGCCGGUUAAGAAUCAAAAGCCAAAACUCAACCCAGCUGCCACAACCACCACAGCUACACCUGCUGUCGUCACGGCAGCACCAGACACUGUCACAGAUAACAACACGACAGACACCAACAGCAGCGCAGCAGAAAACUCCCCCACUCCCUCACCUUCAACUCCCCACGCUCCUAAUCAGCCUGAAGCCCGUCCUGGGCCUCCAGCUUCACAGGCCGUCAGUGAGGACGACGACACAGUCAGCAUCAUGGAGAUAGGUUACCCGGCACUGAUCGAGCAGCUGAAGGCCCGCAGGUGUUUGGAGCUGUACAUGGUUUACUCUGAAAAGUACUUGAAGAGAGAAACAGGAGGGGCGAAGGGACUGGAGAUGGGAUAUCGAGGGUUUUUCACAGUGGUCACCAGUGCUGUACUGAUGCUACUGAACAGCAACAUGCUAAUAUUUUAGGUUCCAUGUUUGAAUUUUCAAAGUGAAUGUAAGUUGGUAAAUCAAAGAGCCACAGUUUUUUUUUUUUUAAACAGUCACAAAAUCAGGUAAAAAAAUCUAAAUAUCAAUAAAAGAGUUAAAAUGUCAAGAAUGCAGUCAAACUGAAUCAGAUACAUUCAGAAUAAAUGUGAAAUCUCGAUCCUAAACACUUGUGGUGAUCAGCGUUAAGACUUUGAUGUGAUUGUGCCGAAAAAAGUCUACUACUGAUUUAGAUCUGAUUUCAAAAAUGAAAUGUAAAAGGGAGAAACAAUCUUCCUCCUCACUUUUUCCUUACAGUGCUUUUUUAAAUUAUUCAUAUAUUCAGUGAGAGUGGUCUCGGCACAGAUCUUUUUCUUAAUAUUUAUGAAUAUUUCCAAGUUGUGUAUUUUUUAAUAUCCGUCUUGUCCUCUUCUUAUGUGUGUCUCACACUAUCAGCUGAAUGUAUUGUCAUCAAGCUUGGAUAUCGCAAUAUGUACAGUAACUUUUCUAAUCUUGAUGUAUCGUGAGGAGUUCUAAUUCACAAACAGUUCAUAGUAGAAUUUUCUAAAACAAAUACGAAUCACAGAUACGUUAAAAACUUUUCCUACCAAGCAUCAUUUAAGAUUUUAAUGUGAACAUGGAUGAUUUUUAAGAAACUACAGUACAAAAACAUUCAAGCUGUUUUUGUGAUCUGUGGUUAAAUAUUAUUAUUAAUACACAUUAUGCUUGUCUGGUCAAACAGACUUAACUUUACUCAUUUGAGUUUUGUUGUAUGACAACAAGCAUGAUAUUGAAAAAAAACUUUUGAUGAGAUGCAUUUGAUGAACUCCUGUGAAACCAAAAGUGAAGUUGAGAUAAUCUGAGGAAAUUUUUAUUAAUGGCUCAAACUCUAAUUAUUUUACACAUGUUAACCGUAUCAUAAAAUUACAUUUGCGGUGUUUAAUUAAUUUAUCUGAAUUGAUUUUAAAGGAAUGCUGUAGAAAGAAAUGUCACUCUUUUCUGAUUCAGUGUGUGUUCUCUCAAUUAACUGUUUAUUGAUGGGAAGGUUGAUUUAUUAUGUAUUGUUUCUAAUGUGGUGUGAGCCCUAAUAAAGACAAAAA